Molecule: messenger RNA, 1713 nt
Organism: Mus pahari (shrew mouse)
Lineage: Eukaryota; Metazoa; Chordata; Mammalia; Rodentia; Muridae
Product: synaptotagmin-1
Exons: 2
Coding region: 59-376 (105 amino acids)
Biological process (GO): regulation of calcium ion-dependent exocytosis; cellular response to calcium ion; calcium ion-regulated exocytosis of neurotransmitter
Cellular component (GO): axon; dense core granule; synaptic vesicle membrane
Molecular function (GO): syntaxin binding; calcium ion binding; calcium-dependent phospholipid binding
Source: RefSeq, a predicted model, not a curated record
UCUGAGCUCCUAAAGUCCCUGUGUCUGUCUUUCAGAUCCCUAUGUAAAGAUUCACCUGAUGCAGAACGGCAAGAGACUGAAGAAGAAAAAGACGACCAUUAAGAAGAACACGCUUAACCCCUACUACAACGAGUCCUUCAGCUUUGAAGUUCCAUUUGAGCAAAUCCAGAAAGUGCAAGUGGUGGUAACUGUUUUGGACUAUGACAAGAUUGGCAAGAACGACGCCAUCGGCAAAGUCUUUGUGGGCUACAACAGCACUGGGGCAGAGCUGCGACACUGGUCAGACAUGCUGGCCAACCCCCGGCGACCCAUCGCCCAGUGGCACACUCUGCAGGUGGAGGAGGAGGUUGAUGCCAUGCUGGCUGUCAAGAAGUAAAGGGGAAAAGAAGCCUUUCUGGUCUGCCCACAUAGUGCUCUUUAGCCAGUAUCUGUAAAUACCUCAGUAAUAUGGGUCCUUUCAGUUUCCAGCCAUGCAUUCCUGAUACAAUCCAGUGGUACUUCAGAUUCUGUUUUAAUUUGCACAAAUUUAAGUGUAGAAAGCCCCUAUGCCCUUCAUCAUACCACUGCCCUCCAAAUCUACUCUUCUUUUAAGCAAUAUGAUGUGUAGAUAGAGCAUGACUGAAAUUAUGUAUUGUAUCACACCGUUGUAUAUACCAGUAUGCUAAAGAUUUAUUUCUAGUUUGUGUAUUUGUAUGUUGUAAGCGUUUCCUAAUCUGUGUAUAUCUAGAUGUUUUUAAUAAGAUGUUCUAUUUUAAACUAUGUAAAUUGACUGAGAUAUAGGAGAACUGAUAAUAUAUUAUAUGGUAAAUCUAGUAUCGUCUGCAUUCCAGCAACAAUAUCAAUUUGAAAGGCACUAGUUCAGCCACACCAACAUCUUAAAGGACAACUUAAACCUGAGCUUUCUAUUGAAUCCUUUGAGUACCAAGAUUCGCUCAUGUGACAUCUUUGAUGGGUGAACCCAAUUUUGUAGAAUUCUUUCACAGGCAAAUAGCAUGUUCUGAGCAGCAUCCAUGCUGACCUCAAGGGAGCAAAGCCACAAACCAGAAUAGCAUCUGUCUGUCUGUCUGUCUGUCUGUCUCUGCAAAACUAAAACCACGGCUUCACUCUUCCAGUGGAGGAAGCAAUGAACAGGAAGGAACCAGUGAGUUCCUGCGACUGCAUCUAGCAUAGCAUCACCGUGGUGUUCUGUGUGUGUGCGUGUGCAAGUGUGAAAGUGUAUGCACGAGUCUUACGUGUGGUGCAUGCCUUUGUUCGGGGUUAGGGUGGGAGAGGAGAAGCUGAGAGAAGUCAGCGUUUCUGAAAUGUUGCCUGACUAUUUAAACAGAAACUAAUAGCUCUCCAUUAUCACAUUUAUAUAAAACGUGCAACCGGGGAAUUCUGAUCCAGAUUUCACCCCAAUAUUGAUUCCAAAAGGUAUGCACGGGAGACUUUGUAACAAAAUAUUUUAUUAUACAAAACCAGAUUAGAAGGAAUGCAGAAUAUUUUUAACACAGCAAUCUGCGCUUAUUCCACAAAAUUACUUUGUGGUAAACAGACAGUAUUGUAAUCCCAUGAAAAGAUGAAAUAUAACAAUUAGCCAUAGUUCUGAAUGCACUUCGAUUAAGCCAAAACAGACAGCUAGUGAUCUUUUUAUAUGCUCUUUUUACUUAAGUUUUAAUUUGUCCUUUAAACAAAGGUGAAAUAAACAAAAAAAAAAAAAAAAAAAAAACAAAG